UGUUUAGCGAACCGUUCGCGGAACAUUAAGAAAACUUUCCAAAAUUACGAUGAGGGAACAGCGAACGUUCCCAUUGUGUGUACUGGGAAUCUUCGGCUUCACAUGACAAUGCGGAAGAGCCGCUCAUGUUAGUUUAAAUGACAUGGGAAAUAUGACAACUUUUCAAAGAUAGCGACAAUGCUAUGACAAUAUGAAGGACACAGCUUUUAGAGUGGAUCUUCUAUUCAAUGUAAAGCAUGCGGUGCGUUGCACUGCCGAAUGAGUGUAUUUUUCAGGUGCUUUGACCGAUUUUAAUCUUUUCAAACAAUAGAAAAUCAUUGGUUUGUACCACUGGCCGUCAACACAUCAUGACAGAACAGGGAAGAUGGCGUGUUGUGGAAAUUGUUUUUGUUGCCAAUGUUGCUGCAGAGAAGGAGAGACGCUGACACCCGAAGAACUGACAAUCCUUGGGGAAAUUCGAGAUGAAGGAGAUGAGAUUCUACCCAGGAAAGACUAUGAGAGCUUGGAUUAUGACCGCUGCAUCAAUGAGCCGCAUGUGGAGGUUCUUGAGGGAAUGGGAAACAAGAAAGCCAAAAAGUAUGAAGCAGUGCGGUGGAUGAUGAUGUUUGUUAUUGGUGUCACAGUGGGUCUGGUGGGCCUGUUCGUAGAUUUCUUUGUACACCUCUUCACAAAACUCAAAUUUACGCUGGUCAGUGAUUCUGUAAAGAAGUGCAGUGACAAUGGCUGUCUCCCUCUUUCUCUGCUGGAGCUCCUUUCAUUCAAUAUGACCUUCAUUUUUAUUGCCAGUGUGCUCAUGCUCAUUGAGCCAGUAGCUGCAGGUUCAGGGAUCCCUGAAAUCAAAAGUUACUUGAAUGGAGUGAAAAUUCCUGGAAUUGUCCGACUACGAACUUUUCUUUGCAAGGCUGCUGGUGUCUUGUUCAGUGUGGCUGGAGGUCUGUUUGUGGGGAAAGAAGGACCAAUGAUACACUGUGGAGCCGUAGUGGGAGCUGGCCUUCCUCAGUUUCAGAGCAUCACUUUCAGAAGGAUCAAAUUUGAUUUUCCCUUCUUCCGCAGUGACAGGGACAAGCGAGACUUUGUGUCAGCGGGUGCUGCAGCUGGAGUAGCUGCUGCCUUUGGUGCCCCCAUUGGUGGCACACUCUUCAGUUUGGAGGAAGGCUCCUCUUUCUGGAACCAGGCCCUUACUUGGAAAGUGCUCUUCUGUUCCAUGUCAGCUGCUUUCACCCUCAACUUCUUCCGUUCCGGGAUCAGUUUUAACAAGUGGGGCUCUUUUCAGCUGCCUGGCCUGCUCAAUUUUGGAGAGUUCAAGUGUCCAGAUGGAGAUAAGAACUGCCACCUGUGGACAGCAGUGGACCUGGCCUUUUUUGUUAUGAUGGGGGUGGUGGGUGGCCUGCUGGGAGCACUGUUCAAUUGCCUGAACAAGAGUCUGGCUAAGUACCGCAUCAGACACGUCCACCCGAAGGCCAAGUUUAUCAGAGUUCUAGAGAGUCUGCUGGUUGCAAUGGUGACAACUGUCGUAAUAUUCAUGGCUUCCAUGUUGUUGGGUGAAUGUCGUGAACUGUCCUCCCCAACAAUCCAUAACAUCACGCUGUCUAGCAGUGAUGGAAUCAACUCAACUAUCCGUCAGUUCUUCUGCACCAACAAGACAUACAAUGACAUGGCCACGUUGUUGUUCAACCCACAGGAGGUUGCCAUCCAUCAGCUCUUCCACCAGGAUGGUACCUUCAGCCCUGUAACACUGUCAGUUUUCUUCCUGCUGUACUUCCUGUUGGCCUGUUGGACCUACGGUGUGUUUGUGCCCAGCGGUCUCUUUGUUCCCUCACUGCUCUGUGGGGCAGCUUUUGGACGUCUGGUUGCCAACAUCCUCAAAGUUGAACUGGGAAUGGACAUCUACAGCGGCACCUUUGCCCUCAUUGGAGCUGCUGCCUUCCUUGGAGGCGUGGUCAGAAUGACCAUCAGUCUGACUGUCAUUCUCAUUGAAUCCACCAAUGAAAUCACAUAUGGGCUGCCCAUCAUGAUCACAUUAAUGGUUGCCAAGUGGACAGGAGAUUUCUUCAACCAGGGUAUUUAUGAUAUCCAUAUCCAGCUGAAAGGAGUGCCACUCUUAGAAUGGGAGACUGAGAUUGAAAUGGACAAGCUGACAGCCAGUGAUAUUAUGGAACCCAACUUGACCUAUGUCUACCCCCACACCCGGGUCCAGUCUUUAGUCAGCAUCCUACGCACCACUGUGUACCACGCCUUUCCUGUGGUCACUGAAAACCGGCAGAAUGAACGGGACUUCAUGAAAGGAAACAUCCUGGUCAGCAACAACAUCCGCUUCAAGAAAUCCAGUGUGAUGUCCCGUGCGGGGGAACAGAGGCGGCGCUGCCAGUCCAUGAAGUCAUACCCAUCAAGUGAACUAAGGAAUGUUUGUGAUGAGCAGAAUGCUGUGGUAGAGCCAGCAGAGGAGAGAGAAGACCUGCUGCAGCAGAUGUUAGAGAGAAGGUAUGCACCCUAUCCCAACCUGUACCCAGAUCAGUCUCCCAGUGAGGAGUGGACCAUGGAGGAACGUUUCAGACCACUCACUUUCCAUGGAAUCAUCUUGCGCUCCCAGCUUGUCAACCUGCUCAUCAGAGGGGUGUGCUAUGCUGAGAAUCAGUCGAGUGCCACUCAACCCAGGCUGUCCUAUGCAGAGAUGACUGAAGAUUAUCCCCGGUACCCUGACAUCCAUGACUUGGACCUUGCCCUGCUUAAUCCUCGUAUGAUAGUGGAUGUCACCCCUUACAUGAACCCAUGCCCAUACACAGUGUCACCCAAUACUCGCACCUCCCAAGUAUUUCAGCUGUUCAGGACUAUGGGCCUGCGACACUUACCUGUCGUCAAUGCAGUCGGAGAAAUUGUUGGAAUAAUUACCAGACAUAAUUUAACCCAUGAGUUCCUUGUGGCGAAGCUGCAACAGCACUACAUCACCAUCUGAUUCCACUGUGGACGUCCUGCAAUCCUUCCAACCCAGACUCCAUUCAGCCUGGUCCUGAGUCUUUGUCUCCUGUCUAUUCCUAUUAGCAUGUAGACAUUUCCAAACCUGUACAGGACAUUCACAAAUAUAAACACAUUCUCUGUGGUACAGUAGGAAGGCAGUUCUUAAGCAAGUGAAACCGCUGAGAUGUAUUUUGCUCAAGUUUAAACAUGUUACAUUUUAUCAGCUUUCCUUCAGCUUCAGAUCCAUGGGACUGGAUACAUACUGUAGGUGUAAUAAGGACCUGUGUUAUAGGGCUAUAAUGGUGACAUUAACAUUUGGCAUUGACAAGUGACUAUUGACAACACCUAAAAACAUUGACAGUUGAAGCUAGAGAAAAACACCUUAUGGACACAGGUCCUGAUAGAGCCUUACAGGACUUUACCAUGUUGAUCUGUAUAGAAGAAGUUUAAAAAGUCACCCAUGUCCUCCAGAUGAUCCAUAAUGUUCGCUGAUAACUAUAUAGUUGUUGCGCGGUGGGAGAAACAGUGAGGGGAAACUGAACAAGACAUCCUUACUAGCAGUAGCAUUCUUAAGGUAAGAUGAGAGCAUGUUAGUUUGCUUAAAAAAAAUUGUCUGACAAAAUUAAAACUGCGCACAGUUUGAAGCAUAGUAAAAUAUCACUAGGAAAGGUUAUCUUACUACCUUCAUUACAGAAAUUUUCAUUCACACAUUUAGUGGUACUUUCUUAUUGGUAUCAUUCUGGUCCGUACAUUUUUUGUGUGAAAUAACUGGAAUAUAUGCACUAAAGCAGGCAAAAUCCCCUCUCAACCUGCGACUAAACUAGAUCUCAGUAGCUCUUGGAGGAGUUUUUUUGGUGACCGUGUUAAUUCAUUCCAAACUGGACAUACAAUAACAUUUCUUAAUACUUCAGCAGUCUCUUAAUUACAUUACAUUAGCAUUGUUUUGCACCUGUAACAUUAUCGCUGUCUUUCAGUCAGUUCGGGGUUAGAAUGUAUCAGCGCUAAGAGGACUGUAUGAUUGACUGUCAGAUGAUGUUAACAAGAGUUAUUUCAUAUGUUAGCAAAAUGAAAGGACUGGAUGUUUGCAGUUUUGUUGAAGCUAAUGUCUAAAAUAUCCAUGUUAGUCCUCCGCUAUUAGUUUUUUUUUUUAAAGCAUAGUAUGUUUCUGGUUCAUUGUCCUGGUACAUUGUCAUUCCUAAAAGGACUAGGUUGAUCAAUUAGUAACAACCAUAAUGACACAUACAUUAUAUGUGCAUCAAACAUUUCUUACUUGUUCUUUGUCUGUGCUUUAUAUUUUAUUUAAGUAUUUUUUUUAAAAUAUGAACAGAAUUUCUAAAUGCAGUGAGACUUUUCGGGAUAAUGUUGUAAAUAGUCUAGACAUUAGUCACUUGUUUUCAAAUGAUUAUUUUUGUGUUAUCCAUGGUAUGGCGUGGUAGGUGAUGUACAGAAUAUAUGAUUUAGAGAAACAGUGGCUAGCACAUAUCCUGCUGUAAAUCCAAACCUGAGGGACUGUUUGCUAAUUACUUGCUGUUUUUUAUGACAUAACUGGACAUUUAGAUUAUACCCUCAUAUUUUUAUUUGUUUCAAGAAGCUAAAAUGAUUUAUGGCUGAUAAAUUGACAUCGUGAUGAACAGAAAAAUAAUUGGCAAAUACUCUGACAUUCGAUUAACUGAUUAAAUUGAGAAAAUAAUCAGGCUAUAAUGACAAUACUGUUUGGUGCAGUGCAAGUGUUUACACUGGAAAAAUAACAAACUGAAGUAUAAUGGUAUUGCACAAUAAGCAUAUUAAACACAGCUGAUAUAUAUGUUUAUAGACAGUAUUUAUCACUAAUAUGAUGCACAAAGGAAAGACAUUUCAUUAAAGAUUGAGAAGUGUGUUGACUUUUUAGUCGUGACUGGCGGCGAUGUCAGCUGGUCGGUCUGACUAAAAUAUCGCAAGAAGUAUUGGAUAGAUUGUCAUGAUUCAGACAUUCAUGAUCCCCUCAGGAUGAGUUGUAAUAACUUUGACACUCUUCUCGUUGAUUGCCAUCGUCAGGUUAACAUUUUAAUUUGUCCAGUACUUUGGUUUAUGACCCACUACUUGCAACUACAGCUAUCAGUGAUGACACGAAAUGAUGAUGCUUUGUAAGUGUCUAAAAUGUGAACUUACUUCCCGCUGCUCACUGUUGAGCAAAUGAGUGAAUGACAGAGGCUUCAGACACAAAUACAGAAUGGGAAUCAUAGUUAUAGACUCUUAGUCUUUUUUUUGUUGUAUUCUUGAUUACUAUGUUGUAUGUACUGUAUAAAUUGGAUUUAGGGCACAACAAAGAUUAAUUUGCUGAUGUCUAGCAGGAAACAUUAAAACAUGUUCACCAUAUCUCUUAA
This is a messenger RNA of Scatophagus argus, 5318 nucleotides long. RefSeq names its product chloride channel 6 (gene clcn6). The record is from RefSeq and is a predicted model, not a curated record. Bases 365 to 2953 code for a protein of 862 amino acids. Gene Ontology annotation, molecular function: voltage-gated chloride channel activity. Lineage: Eukaryota; Metazoa; Chordata; Actinopteri; Scatophagidae. Gene Ontology annotation, cellular component: intracellular membrane-bounded organelle; lysosomal membrane. The transcript is spliced from 23 exons. Gene Ontology annotation, biological process: chloride transport; transmembrane transport.